AUGGCCGACACAAAAGCAAUCAUCUCUAACGGUUCUCCACUAGAAACCAUAGGAAGUUCUCUAUUAACAAUCUUUAUAGCUGAAAUAGGCGACAGAACAUUUUUUAUUAUUGCGGUUUUAGCUAUGACAUACUCAAGAUCUGCGAUUUUCUUACUCGCUUCUUUAAGAGCUUGAAAAGUUUUUUUUUUUCACUCUUUAAGGGGUUAAUCAUAUUAUCUUUUCAGAUUUUCAUAUACUUGCUAAUGUCGUUUAUAAGAUUUAUAAAUAUUUUUAAAUCUAUUAAAAGAUUUAUAUAUAUAAAUAUUCUUUGUAUAAAUGUUUUUAUAUAUAUAAAUAUUGUGUAUUAAGAGAUCUACAGCUAGUUAUAUUAAAUUUUAGAUUAAUUUGUUUGAAAUUAGUAUUUUCCAAUGGUUUUGCCGCUCUUGAAGAAAGUGUGAGUUAGGAAAUCAACUAGCUAUGACAUUUAUUGCUGCAGUUGCUGCCUUUAUCGGAGGAGCUGUGAUUUAUUUGAUUGAUCCUUUCUGGAUUGCAAUUGCUUCAAGCGUGAUGUUUUUGGUUUAUGCAAUUUUAUCAUUUUAUGAAGCAUAUGCAGGAGAAAGCGAAAAAAUUGAAGGAGCUAAUCAUGAACCUCUGAUAUCAUACCCAACAUGGUUUAAAACCUUUUGGAAAACUGCAGCAAUGGUAUUUUUUGCUGAAUGGGGCGACAAAUCAAACACAAGCAUCAUGGCCCUUGCAGCACUUUCAAAUCCUGUCUUUGUCGCUAUUGGAGCAAUUAUGGGAUUUGCAGUCAUCGGAUUUUUAGCAGUAAUCCUAGGCAAAGUGAUUGGGAAGCACAUUCCUGAAAAAAUCGUAAAAAUUGCAGCAGGUGUUUUGUACUUGAUAUUUGCUGUAUUAACAUUGGCAUUUCUAUUAAUAUAA
Blepharisma stoltei is the source of this 918-nucleotide messenger RNA. The record is from the annotation of a GenBank genome assembly. NCBI's taxonomy places the organism in Eukaryota, Ciliophora, Heterotrichea, Heterotrichida, Blepharismidae.